UCGCAAAAGAAAAAACAUGAAUUUGAAGAAUUAAACAUGAAGAUGAAGCUAGAUAAUAAUACACCUAUGCAAAGUAAAGUAUCCAUGAUCCAUGAUUUAAGCUACAUACCAUAUUGUGUGCCUUCCCACCACCACUUUCACAAAAAUCAGGCGCCGACACCAGCAAGCAAGCAAGCAAACAAGCAAAGAGAAGAAGGUGGAAAAACUAAACCUAGCGAAACCGAGUGGCAUCAAAAAAUUCAAAAAAUUCAAAACAGGAACAAAAGUGAAAACUCUCAUACGGUAUCAUCUCGCAAACAUACGCUACGCUAA
Tuber melanosporum (Perigord truffle) is the source of this 312-nucleotide messenger RNA. RefSeq lists its product as uncharacterized. Bases 37 to 312 code for a protein of 91 amino acids. The transcript has a single exon. Lineage: Eukaryota; Fungi; Ascomycota; Pezizomycetes; Pezizales; Tuberaceae. The record is from RefSeq and is a predicted model, not a curated record.